GCGUCUCCGGAGCAGUAAAUGGAGUUGAGUCUAUUCUGAUUGGCUGAGAGGUAGAAGCUUCAGAUCCAGGAGCCAAUCAAAAUCUCCUGCUGCUGUGCUUUGAAUCCGAGGGAGUUUUAACCGUUGGUCGCCGCCGCUGACCGAACUACUGAACAAACAGAGAAGAAUUUAACCUGGCGCUGUUUUCAUCGAGCUGAAUCAUUCAUCACAUCAACAUGGAUCUGAACAGCAUGAAAUACGCUGAACUGCGAAGCUUCGCGAAGGAGCUCGGACUGAAAGCAAACGGGAAGGCUGAUAAGCUGCUGAGAGCCAUUAAACAACAUUUUGAAGAGAUGGACAAGCUGAAGGCAGAGCAGGAGCAGGAUGGUGGUAAAGUGCAGGAAGCAGAUAAAAAGCAGGUGUCUGAGGACAGCGCUGCAGUUUGUAAAGAGGAGGAUUCUGACAUCAACGUGUUUGUGACAAAACGUCGGGGGAGAGAAAAUGCCUCCAAGAGGAAGCUGACUGAUGCUGCAGCAGCCUGUGAUGCCAACAUGACUUCCAAAGGCAAAGGCAAGGUUAAUGGACAGAGCAGACCCCGCAGUUCACAGGGUAGGAAGAAAAGAAAGUUGUCUCCAGACGAGGGUUCUGAAAGGACUGGACCAGAGCCGCAGCAAAGUGGAAGUGACCAGCAGCCUUCUGACUCUAAAGAUGAAGAACCUGCACGUUGUGAAACAGGUACGGAAACGGGGAUCAAAGUGGUGAAAGGUGGCAGAAUCCCUCGUUACCAGAGGCUCCUGCAGAACAAGACCAGCACUCCCAACUUUAAGAAAAUCCAUGAGGCUCAGUUUGACAAGAUGGAGUCCAUUUCUACUUACGUUCAGAGGAAGUCCAAACAGGCGGAGGCCAACAAGCAUCCGGUCCAACAAGUGAAGAAGAUGAAUCCACCUCGAGCGUCCAUGUUCAGCCCAGAUCCACCGAACAAACAACCGGCUGAAGGAAAGAACCGACAAACUCUUCCAAACAAACCUGCUGGGAAGAAAGACGCUCCCUUCGGGCUGUCUGUCCAUCUCACUCGCAGGAUCAAUGUUCGGUUCUCAGCAGCUACAUGUGACAACGAGUUUAAGGGCUCCUUGGUUAAGACCCCAGCACGCAUGUCGCCCUACCUGGGUUCCUGCACCCCUCAGGGACGGGCUGCAGAACCAGGGAAGGGCCUCAGUGUGAGAACUUCCAACUUCUCUGCCCAGAAACCUUCAGGACCGUUCAUUUUCACCGGGAACACGAGCGCUUCUGCAACUCCUGGAACACAAAAAAAGAUGACCUUUGACCUGAAGUCCAGUCUAUCCCGCCCACUCACCUACAAGCCUCAUAAAGGAAAACUGAAGCCUUUUGGAGAAGUCAAAGAAAACAUGUCAGCAAACAAAUCUCUGGUCUCCAACCCCCGUCAGCAGACGUACAAACAGCACAAAGUCCAGACGAGGGAGGACCGGAGGACCAAACGAACAGAGGAGCGACGGCAGAAGAAGGAGAGUUUGCUUGGAGCGAGGAGGGGCCUCGUCAUGAAGUAGCCCGCUGCAGCUUCUUACUGUAAAUAUUU
This is a messenger RNA of Nematolebias whitei (Rio pearlfish), 1573 nucleotides long. RefSeq names its product nucleolar and spindle associated protein 1 (gene nusap1). Gene Ontology annotation, biological process: establishment of mitotic spindle localization; mitotic cytokinesis; mitotic chromosome condensation. Gene Ontology annotation, molecular function: microtubule binding. The record is from RefSeq and is a predicted model, not a curated record. The coding region runs from base 216 to 1544 and encodes 442 amino acids. Gene Ontology annotation, cellular component: nucleolus; microtubule; mitotic spindle. The transcript has 11 exons. Lineage: Eukaryota; Metazoa; Chordata; Actinopteri; Cyprinodontiformes; Rivulidae.